CAUGCCCUCCGUCGCAAAUCAAUGACGUCACGACUAACAUGGCGGCCUUCAGUAUGGAAGCAGCAUGCCGGGCAGUGUUGGGUCGAAGGUUACAAAGUGUGUGGCGGAUUGCAGAGGUUUCCGAGCGACAGUAUCACAGAUGCCCAGCUACAGCCCGUCUGCACAGGUUACGGGCCACUGGGACCCAUCAACUACUGGUCUUCACAAAUGCUCGCCACCAAAGCACCGUGACCACAGCUGCCAGUCAGAUCCCAGUUGUCUCAGAGGCACAGUUACCACCACCCCCUCCUCCCCUCCCUGCCCCAGAAGCCAUCCUACCACCACCAGUUGCUGAAGUUGCACCCACAGUUACGGAAACUCUGGGUCAGGUGGAGCAAAGUUUGAGUGAAUUGGGGCUUGGAGGAUACAGUCCUGUUGGAUUGGUUCAGGACUUUCUGGAAUUAUUGCACGUGAAUGUAGGCCUUCCUUGGUGGGGAGCAAUUGUGACAGGCACCGUUCUUGCACGGAUUAUGGUUUUUCCUCUAAUUGUCAAAGGACAGAGAGAAGCAGCUAAACUGAAUAACCACAUGCCACAGAUCACAGCAUUGACGACACGAAUGAACGAGGCCAAGCAAUCAGGCAACAAAUAUGAAUUCUCCAAGACGUACUCUGACCUCACGCUGUAUCAGAAGAAACAUGAUGUAAACCCUCUCCGUGGGUUUUUGGUGCCUCUAGUACAGGCUCCAGUGUUUAUCUCCUUUUUCGUGGCACUAAGGCAGAUGUCCUAUCUUCCUGUUCCAAGCAUGCAGACAGGUGGUCUCUGGUGGUUUGCUGACCUAACUGUGGCUGACCCAUAUUAUAUCCUGCCUCUAGUAGUCACUUCCAGCAUGUGGGCAGUUCUGGAGCUCGGAGCAGAGUCUGGAGUAAAUAACCCUAACCUCAGAAUCAUGAAGACCGUGUUUCGUAUUAUGCCGCUGGUUAUUUUGCCUCUUACCAUCAACUUCCCCACUGCUGUUUUCACGUAUUGGGUGACUUCCAACUUUUUCUCUAUAGCCCAAGUGGCUUUCUUAAGAAUUCCAGCUGUCCGAAAGAAGCUGAGGAUACCAGAACACAUCAAGCAUGAUGCAUCAGUCCUCCCCCAACAGGAAGGCUUUAUAAAGAGCUUGAAAAAUGGGUGGAAGAAUGCACAGCUAGCUCAGGAUCUGGAGCAAAGGGAACACAAAAUUAAACAUCAUCUGGACAUUGCAGCGAAAGGACCACUGCGACAGACCUUUGCGCAAAAUCCUUUGCAGCAACGAGAGAAAACGCCUGUAUCCCCCAGAAAGCCCAAAACGAAACCAUGGCAAGAUACAAUUGGGUAAACCACAGACCUCUUUACCCAGUCAUGAACUGAUCAAUCUCUGCCAGCCUCACUUGGCAUGAAAUGAACUUUCCCAGAACGGUGGACUCUGAAUGUGUGGGAAAAAAAUGACCAACCGGAUCCUCACAUGAAUAAACAGCGGACCCUGUGUAAGAUUAUCUUUAUUUAACGAUUAGCUGUGACAAGUAAAGAAGUUACACACCCCACAAAAUCCGAGGAUGAAACCCAAGAUGUAGCCAUUGUUUAAAUAAAAUGGAUACUUCUAUUGA
Messenger RNA from Bufo bufo (common toad), 1608 nucleotides. RefSeq names its product OXA1L mitochondrial inner membrane protein (gene OXA1L). Gene Ontology annotation, molecular function: membrane insertase activity. The record is from RefSeq and is a predicted model, not a curated record. NCBI's taxonomy places the organism in Eukaryota, Metazoa, Chordata, Amphibia, Anura, Bufonidae. The coding region runs from base 39 to 1340 and encodes 433 amino acids. Gene Ontology annotation, cellular component: mitochondrial inner membrane. The transcript is spliced from 10 exons. Gene Ontology annotation, biological process: protein insertion into mitochondrial inner membrane from matrix; mitochondrial respiratory chain complex IV assembly.